CUUGAACCCCACCAUCCUGCCAUUGGGAGAUUGGGCAAUCGCGGGGCAAUCAUUGAAAUUUCCCAGGCCGCGUUAUUGCUACUAAAUACGGUUGUGUACCUUCCUCCUUAUUUGACCCCCAAGCGGCACUUUCGUCGGAGUGACUCAGAUUUAUUCAUUUAUUCAAACCUUACCACACUUAAUAAAAUUUCUGGUAACAGCUUCCCUUGUUUUUGACAUUAUCCUUUCUCCAUCCGAAUCUUUUCUUUCUAACCCAAUUUCAGAACGUCACGAAACAAUCAUGGAGGAGAACAAGCCGGUCGAGCAGUCGAAGAGUGCCUUGAAGAAGGCCGAAAAGGAGGCCAAGAAAGCCGCCGAGAAAGCUGCAAAGGCAGCAAAGCAAGCUGCUCUUCCUGUUGUCGGUGGAAAAAAGGCGGAUGAUAUUAUCGGAAUCACCUAUUCCAAAGCCGACGACUUUGCGCAAUGGUAUCAAGAAGUCGUGCUCAAGGCCGAGAUGGUCGAGUACUACACCGAAAUUUCGGGUUUCUACAUCAUGCGCCCUGCAACCAUGCACAUCUGGAAUGUUAUCCGGAAAUGGUUCACGGAGCGUAUUGAGGCUAUGGGCGUUGACGAGACCAACUUUCCCAUGUUCUUAUCCCAGAAAUCCCUAGAAAAGGAGAAGGACCAUGUUGAAGGCUUUGCCCCUGAACUUGCAUGGGUGACGAAGGCUGGUGACAAGAACCUCGAGGUUCCCGUCGCGGUUCGUCCCACAUCCGAAGCCGUCAUGUACCCCUACUAUUCGAAGUGGAUUCGAAGCCACAGAGAUCUUCCUUUCAGACUGAACCAAUGGAACUCUGUCGUCCGGUGGGAAGCAAAACAAACUACUCCUUUCCUGAGAGCAAGAGAGUUCUUGUGGCAAGAAGGUCACACCGCACAUCUGACCGAGGAGCUUGCCGGAGAGGAAGUUUUACAGAUUCUUGAGCUUUAUGCUGGUGUUUACGAACAGCUACUAGCAGUUCCAGUUGUGCGCGGUACCAAGACCGAAAACGAGAAGUUCGCUGGUGGAUAUUACACUACUACAGUCGAGGGCUAUAUCCCUUCCAACGGACGAGGCAUUCAGGGCGCUACUUCUCAUUGCCUGGGUCAAAACUUCAGCAAGAUGUUCGACAUCACAGUCGAAGACCCGAAUGAGAAGGGAAAGCACAUCAACGUUUGGCAGAAUUCCUGGGGUCUGUCAACUCGUGUUAUUGGUGUGAUGGUCAUGAUUCAUGGUGACGACAAGGGAUUGGUCCUUCCUCCAAGGAUCGCUAAAAUCCAGACGAUCUUGAUCCCCGUUGGCAUCACCAAGAGUACUACUCCUGAAGACAAGACAAAACAUUACCAGAAACUAGAGGAGAUAAAGCAGACUCUGAAGAAGGCAGGCGUGCGCGUCGAGGAUGAUUUAAGAGAUGGGUACACCCCAGCUUGGAAGUUCAACGACUGGGAGUUGAAGGGUGUCCCAUUGCGUCUCGAGUUUGGACCGAAAGAUGCCGCCAAGGAAGUCGUCAGCUUUGCGCGCCGGGAUAAUGGUGAGAAAAGCACAAUUCCUCUAGCAGAACUGACUACGAAAGUGCCUGAGCUCCUCGAGACUAUCCAGAGCGAUAUGUACAACAAGGCAGAGAGGGCGUAUAGAGAGCACAGGGUCAUCGUGAAGAAGUGGGAUGAGGUGGUGCCCGCCUUAGAUGCCAAGAACGUUGUAAUUAUCCCCUUCUGCCUCGAUGGCAAGUGCGAGGACCAGAUUAAGGAGUUGACAACGGGUCGCACGGACGAAGAUCCCAACACGCCGGAGGCUCAGAAGGCCCCGUCGAUGGGCAUGAAGAGUUUGUGCAUUCCCUUCGAGCAGCCGGAAGGCUUGGUUAAGGGAGAGACCAAGUGUCUGAACCCAGAAUGCAAACGGCUAGCCGAGAAAUUCGUCAUGUUCGGACGAAGCUACUAAACCACCGUUUGCUAUAGAUCACAAGGAUAUCCCUUCUCGUUUGUAGCUAUGAAGAUCUUCGUUGGAGUCGGUCAGGCGGGCGUCUAAGAUAUCAAAUGCGAGAGCGGCGCAGCACUCUCGAGUCGCAGAUUAUAGUGGACCUGCUUUCGAAAUAAAUAAAAAGCUACUGAUGUGAAAAUGGCAGUUUGUCAUCACUUUCCAUAUAUAAGAGAAGAACCGUACCUAGCAAAGUGGAUUGGCUGAGUAAAGUAGGUAGGUAGUUGCGAGACUGGAGUUUCUUUCAGGACUAUAAUACGGCCUAUCUUGGAUUCUUGGCCUUUGGAUCUCACUAAUCAGGAUGCCACUCUCCCCCUUUUUAACGCCUGAGAUUAGGCUUGAGCUAUAGUGUGUGAAAUGGACGGAAUGUAACGUCGGAAGCUCUGCAAGGAAUUAUUGGUUCGUCCCGCUUUGAAUUACCUAGUCUUGAAGAGACCAGGUGAUGAUUCCGAAGUAAUUCUAAGAUAUACUAAAAAGAGGCAUCGUUUAAGCUAUACCUAAAGUCUAAUUGGUCAUUUUGC
Molecule: messenger RNA, 2511 nt
Organism: Annulohypoxylon truncatum
Lineage: Eukaryota; Fungi; Ascomycota; Sordariomycetes; Xylariales; Hypoxylaceae
Product: proline-tRNA ligase-like protein
Exons: 3
Coding region: 281-1954 (557 amino acids)
Biological process (GO): prolyl-tRNA aminoacylation
Cellular component (GO): cytoplasm; aminoacyl-tRNA synthetase multienzyme complex
Molecular function (GO): ATP binding; proline-tRNA ligase activity
Source: RefSeq, a predicted model, not a curated record